UAAGCAAAUUGCAGUAGGGUCUACGAUUGACGGACAGCUGCGCAGACCUAUGACGUAUGCCCACAACAGUUGUUCUGCACCAAUCACAGCGUGAUCCGAGCGGGAAGGGAACGGGAGAAACAGAACAGAAUUGCAAAGCGAAGGAAGGGCUUACAGAGAUGAACAGGAUCAGGAUCCACGUCUUGCCGUCGAGCCGGGGGCGAGUGGCCCCUCCUGCCCGGCCCCAGGAGACCCAGGCCUGCUCCUUCUCCCAGAGGCCCUGCUCCCAGCCCCGCUUGGAGGGCCUGGAGUUCUGCAUCAAGCACGUGCUGGAGGACAAGAGCGCCCCCUACAGGCAGUGCAGCUACGUCUCCAACAAGAAUGGCAAGCGCUGCCCCAGCGCUGCGCCCAAGCCUGAGAAAAAAGAUGGGGUGACGUUCUGCACCGAGCACGCCCGCCGGAACGCCCUGUCCUUCCAGGCCCAGAUGAGGAAGGUGUCGUCCGGCCCCUCCCCGGAGGUCCUCCUGUCCCAGCUGAGCGGGGCCCCCGGCUCGGACGGGGGCCGCAGCGAGGCCAGCCGGAUGCUGGACGAGGACAGUUGGAGUGAGGAGGAGCAGGACUCGGUGUUGCUGGACCAGACCUGGAAGGGGGACCCCGACAGCGAGGCCGACAGCAUCGACAGCGACCACGAGGACCCCCUAAAACACGCAGGAGUGUACACAGCGGAGGAAGUGGCCCUGAUCACACGAGAGAAGCUGAUCCGUCUCCAGUCGCUCUACAUCGACCAGUUCAAGCGCCUACAGCACCUGCUGAAGGAGAAGAAACGCCGCUAUCUACACAGCCGUAAAGUGGAGCACGACACCAUCGGGAGCAGCCUGCUCACAGGGCCGGAGGGCGUGUCCAUGAAGGAGCGGGAGAACCUGCGGAAGCUGAAGGCCCUGCGCCGUUACCGCAGGCGAUACGGCGUGGAGGCGCUCCUGCACCGCCAACUCCGCCAACGCCGGCUAGCCACUACCGAGGGAGCCACUCUGCAGGCCCACUCCGCACGCUCCAGUCAGAAGUGCAUCUCCUUCGUGGAAGGGCUUCGCUGCUCCAAUCAGAGCCUCCCAAUGACCCGGCACUGCGUCUCCCACAUCUAUCAGGACAGCGGGCAGGUGCUGUUUAAGAUGUGUCCGGGGCUGAAGGACGGGCCCUGUGACCGUCCUGUUCACCUGGGGCAGUCUGAGGAGCCCCGCUGCCCCCUGCACCUGUCCCUGCCGCCCCCGCUGUACCAGCCCGAGCAGGGGCCCCUGGUGCCCCCGGAGCUGGGCCCGGCCCCCAGCGAGAUGUACCUGAGCGCCGCGGAGCUGCAGCCCACCGAGAACCUGCCCCUGGAGUUCAGCGAUGACCUGGACGUGGUUGGGGACGGCCUGCAGUGCCCCCCCUCGCCGCUGCUGUUCGACACGGCGCUGGCGCUGGAGGACCAGAGCAUCCGCGAGAUCGCCGAGGGCCCCAUGGACCUCCUGACGGGCGCGGGGCCGGCCGAGCUGGAGCUCAAUGAGCGAGGGCCCGCCCCCGCGGGGGAGGACCAGGUUGCCGUGGAGACCACCCCAGAGGGAGGGGCCGCAGACGACACCUCGGCAAACGACUUCGCCAUGACGACCAACGCCACGUGAGAGAAGGCGCUCGCACGACCCAGCGACGUCGGCGGAAGGGCCCUAGGGGCCACUGUUUCAGGGUCAAACUAACGAGUAUAUAAUAUAAAACCCUUAAAGCAGGGCCGAGUGGCGGCCCUCUCCCACAUCGCCCUGCUGAGGAGGCCAGAAGCGGCUGCCACACCGCGCUCUUGCUCGCGGUCGCUUUCCAGCACUGAGUUCCUGUCCGGUUUCGAGGGUGGCUUUGCAGAGGGGUUAAGCUGUGUGUAGCUCCCAGAGCCCAGGUUUGCCAUUUGCCAGGGUCACUAGCUGCAUUCGAAACUGUUCAUCAGCCUCCUGUUUGUAACUGUUCAUUAGAAUAAUAAACAAAAACUUAAUGACCA
Molecule: messenger RNA, 1996 nt
Organism: Conger conger (European conger)
Lineage: Eukaryota; Metazoa; Chordata; Actinopteri; Anguilliformes; Congridae
Gene: kansl2
Product: KAT8 regulatory NSL complex subunit 2
Exons: 10
Coding region: 57-1634 (525 amino acids)
Cellular component (GO): NSL complex
Source: RefSeq, a predicted model, not a curated record